AUGAUGCCGGCAGCUAAGAGCACUCCCUAUCGGCGAUCGCGACUCGGCCAGGAGGCAUCUGAUGUCAGCGCGCGACCGAUUGCCGACGGCAGCAGCAAGAGCAAGAGCGCCAGAGCGAGGGACAGCGAUGACACCGCGGCGAAGGUGGCGGAAUACGAGCGAUUCGUGGAGGAGCGGUUGAAAGUGGAUUUACAGGCAGCGAUGGAAGACAGGCACAAGGUCCAAGAAGAAAUCCAAGUCUUGUACGCUCUUUCUUCCCCUCAAAUCCUCUCGCCUCUCCUUGGAGUUGCAGGGCGUUUCAGAGAAUUCUCAAGUACAAUUGAGGAGUUGGUGCGCAAUAUCGAAGCCCUGGAGGAGAAUGGAGUGGAGGAGAUGAGAGCCAUGGUCAACCUGGGAGGAGAGGUGUUUAUGCAGGCAGACGUGCCCGACACGUCACACAUAUUCGUGUCGGUGGGGCUGGGCUUCCACGUGGAGUUCACCCGCCUUGAAGCCAAGGAAUUUGCCGCCUCCAAGAUCGAGCACUUGAGAAAGCAAGUUGCACGGCACACAGAGAGAAUAUCAUCCAUUAAAGCCCACAUCAAGCUGGUGGUUGAAGGCGUUCGAGAGCUUCUCAACAUAUCAGCUGAAGAUUCGUGA
Closterium sp. Naga37s-1 is the source of this 636-nucleotide messenger RNA. The record is from the annotation of a GenBank genome assembly. NCBI's taxonomy places the organism in Eukaryota, Viridiplantae, Streptophyta, Zygnematophyceae, Desmidiales, Closteriaceae.